AUGUUCAAGUUGGUGGUGUUGUCUGUAGUGCUCGCUGUUGCUGCUUCAGCCCCUGCUCCUGGAUACUUACACGGUGGAUACGCUCUUCCUGCCGCCACCAGCUACUCCUCCAGGAUCGAUGUACACAGCAAACCGCUGAUUACGACCUAUGCUGAACCUGUAGUGGCCAAAACCAUCGUCGCAAGUCCUAUUUCUUACGCCUAUCCUGCUGUGAGCCAUGGGUACGGCAUCCACGCUCCUAUCGUGAGCGGAUAUGGCUUGGGAUACGAUCAUGGGUAUGGCAUUGGGCAUGGCUAUGGAUAUGGUCAUGGAUGGUGA
Molecule: messenger RNA, 318 nt
Organism: Tribolium madens (black flour beetle)
Lineage: Eukaryota; Metazoa; Arthropoda; Insecta; Coleoptera; Tenebrionidae
Product: cuticle protein 63-like
Exons: 1
Coding region: 1-318 (105 amino acids)
Source: RefSeq, a predicted model, not a curated record